CAAAAAAUGUUUUACAUUUUAUUUAAAUUUGUUUAAAACUGUAUAUAUUUUAAAAACAUGUUUAAAACUUGUGGUUGCAUAAAUAUUAUAUCGUAGUCGAUCUAUGAAUAUGGCAUUCGAUGUAUCGUCGAAGGAAACAUGCUUUUGUUUCCUUGAAAAUAAAAAAAUAAUCACAAUUUAUGAAUGAUGUUGAUAUAUGACACAUUUACCAAUGAAUUUAGAAAUAUCCCUAAUUAUAUAUUUACAUAGGCGACAAAAAAGGUUUCCAAAUAAAUAAUGUCAAAUUUUUUGAAAAGUUAAUAUUAGUCUGAGUAUCAAAAAUGAGUUCUUACGAAACUGCUACCGGAUACCAUCCUGUGGGAAAUGGUGCUUUUACUAGAAAUAAUAUUUGGCAUUAUUGCGGAAGAAUGAAGCUUUCUAGGAUAAUAUUUCUACUGAUAGUUUUCUUAUUAAUAGUACCAUUGAUUACACAUUAUUUCCUAUCAAAGGUUGACUCAAAAAAUGCUACUGGAAUUAGUAGAUUUAGCAAAAUUGAAGUCGAUGAAUUUGAUCUUUAUAACACAUUUAAGCCAUCUGACCUGAAACAGAGGAUUGAUGAAAUGUUACGAAUAAAGGGUACUGUAUCUUCAGAAUUACGAGUACUGGAAUCAAGAAAACAACAAUUACAAAUGGAUGUAGUAGAAUAUGGAAAUAAAAUUAAGAUUUUAAAGCAGGAGUUACAAAGGCAGCAGGCAGAGAUGGAAAGACUGAAAAUAUCACUUGAACAAGCUCAGGUGGCGCAACAAGAAGCAGCUUUAAGAAACACUCCACAAUUAAAAUUACCAAAGCCAUUAUUACCAUGGUAUAUACCUGAACCAAUGUCACCACCAAAUAGUCACUCUAUGCCCUGCAAAAUGUUUACAUGUUUUGACCAUUCUCGCUGUUCACUGACGUCCGGUUUACCAGUAUAUCUUUAUGAUCCGGAUACAUACACAGUUGUCUCAAAAGACUAUGACGUUGAUGGAUUUUUGAAAACUACAAUAAAACAAACUUUAGGCUACAAUGCUCAUUUAACUCAAGAACCUAAAGAAGCAUGUUUAUAUUUAGUGUUAGUUGGUGAAGCUUUUAAAAAUCCUUCAGAAUAUGAAAAUAAUUCAAAUAAUCGUACAUAUAAAGAAACAUCAUUAGAUAUUAAUUUGCUAUAUAAAUUACCUUACUGGGGAGCUGAUGGGCGCAAUCAUGUUUUAUUAAAUUUUGCCAGGAGAGAUUUAAGCAUUGGAUCGGGAAAUGUUUUUAAAAAUUUUAACACAGGCCGGGCCAUAAUAGUUCAGUCUACAUUUACUGUGUUGAAAUUCAGACCGAACUUUGAUUUGGUCAUUGCACCACUUCUUGGACCACCAGGAGGUGAUGUUUGGCAAGAAUGUACUCCAAUUGUGCCAGCAAGGAGAAAAUAUUUAUUGAGUUUUCAAGGAGAACUAAAGCCAGUAAAGGCUGAUACACAAACACUAGAUAGUUUCAUUUUAAAACAAUUACAUCAUAUAACUACUGGAACUACAUCAGAUAAAUUUUUGUUUGAAUUUGAAUGCAUUCCUGCAACAGACAAAAAACGGUGGUACCAAUAAGAUUGGUCAUUAUGUGGUACAGAUUCUUCCAGAAGAAAUAUAUUAAAAGACUCAACAUUUGUAUUAAUUUUUGCACCUGGGAAUAUAGAAUAUAUUUCUACAACAUUACUGCAAGCUAGGUUGUAUGAAGCUCUUCGUUCCGGUGCUAUACCUGUGAUACUAGGCGGGGAUCAAAUAACUCUGCCAUUUGCUGAAUUUGUUGACUGGAAAAAAUGUGUACUUUUAGUACCUAAAGUACGGGUUACCGAGUUGCAUUUUCUUUUAAGAGCAAUUCCUGAUGGUGAUUUGCUGUCGAUGAGACGACAGGGGCGAAUGGUUUGGGAGAGAUAUUUUUAAGUUCAAGUAACUGUAGACACUAUAAUAGCUGUUAUAAGAAAUAGAUUAGGGAUUCCAGCCAAGCCCAUUUCGAGUGUACCCAGUGUUAGUGUUUUUAAUUCUAGUUUUACUCCUAUAAAAAUAGCACCAGUGGAAUCUGAUCCUGAAAAUAAGGAAUCUUUAGGACCAAUUGAGCCUCCACAUCCUAGUCCUAGUUAUACAAGAAAUUAUACAGUUAUGUUAACACAAGAAUAUGAAAUGUGGAAUGUUUGGGGCGAUCCAUUCAAUUUAUAUCCACAAAUUCCAUUCGAUCCUGUUUUGCCAUCAGAUGCGAAAUUUAUAGGAUCCAAUUUAGGCUAUCGGCCAAUUGGGAAAGGAGCUGGAGGUGCAGGAAAAGAAUUUUGUGAAUCGCUUGGAGGGAAUCAUCCUCGAGAACAGUUUACCAUAGUAAUCCUCACUUAUGAAAGAGAACAGAUAUUAAUCAGUUCUCUUAAUAGACUGGAUGGCUUGCCUUAUUUGAAUAAAGUAAUUGUGGUAUGGAACAGUCCAAAGCCGCCGCAGGAAGAACUGAGAUGGCCAGAUAUAGGAGUUCCUAUACAUUUUGCAAAAACCACCAAGAACUCCUUGAACAAUCGUUUUCUGCCAUUCGAAGAAAUUGAGACUGAAGCCGUUUUGUCUGUUGAUGAUGAUACUGCGAUCAGACAAGAUGAAAUCAUUUUUGGUUUUCGUGUUUGGAGAGAACACAGAGAUAAAGUUGUUGGUUUUCCUGGAAGAUUUCAUGCAUGGGACUUAAACAAUAAUAACGGUUGGCUAUAUAAUACAAACUAUAGUUGUGAACUGAGCAUGGUUUUAACAGGUGCUGCUUUUGUUCACAAAUAUUAUUUAUUUAUGUAUUGGAAUUGGAUGCCACAAGCAAUUCGAGAUAUGGUGGAUGAGUAUAUGAAUUGUGAAGACAUUGCAAUGAAUUUUCUCGUAUCACAUAUUACUCGAGCACCUCCUGUUAAGGUGACUUCAAGAUGGACAUUCCGUUGCCCUGGAUGUUUAGAUUCAUUGUCUGAUAGUUCUUUGCAUUUUCAAGAAAGACAUAAAUGCAUAAAUUUUUUCACUAAGGUUUUUGGAUAUAUGCCGUUGCUAAAUACGCAAUAUCGUGCCGAUUCUAUUCUAUUUAAGACAAGAAUACCACAUGACAAACAAAAAUGUUUCAAAUUUAUUUAAUUUUUUAUAGACACAUUUUGAGGACUGAAGUUAUGUGAGUAUAUAUACUGCGAAAUGAAUGAAGAAUGGACU
This is a messenger RNA of Ctenocephalides felis (cat flea), 3203 nucleotides long. Its product is annotated as exostosin-3-like. Gene Ontology annotation, molecular function: glycosyltransferase activity. The record is from RefSeq and is a predicted model, not a curated record. Lineage: Eukaryota; Metazoa; Arthropoda; Insecta; Siphonaptera; Pulicidae. Gene Ontology annotation, cellular component: membrane.